Messenger RNA from Macrobrachium nipponense, 5754 nucleotides. RefSeq names its product trace amine-associated receptor 4-like. Gene Ontology annotation, cellular component: membrane. NCBI's taxonomy places the organism in Eukaryota, Metazoa, Arthropoda, Malacostraca, Decapoda, Palaemonidae. The record is from RefSeq and is a predicted model, not a curated record. Bases 2384 to 3688 code for a protein of 434 amino acids. Gene Ontology annotation, biological process: G protein-coupled receptor signaling pathway. Gene Ontology annotation, molecular function: G protein-coupled receptor activity. The transcript is spliced from 13 exons.
CCUCUUCAGUUCUUGUUCUGACUCUCUGGUGCGUGGAAGGCCCUCUCUGGGAGGCCGCACUUGCCAGCUCACUCGCCACUUGUCCGACAGUCCACCAACUACGUAUAUCUCUCGUCUUUGGAAAAGUGUUUCGGUGACCACGAACGAAGGAAUUACUUAAAUAAGUGACUAAAGUUAUUGACGGCGAUAAAAGUACUCGAAGUACCAAGUGUUGAACCGACCUGUUGCAUUGACAAAGUUUAACGAACUUUGAGUUAUUUCUCAAUAUUAUUAUAGUGUCUACGUUAUUCCACACAACUCACAAAAAAAAAGAUAAAAAACAAAAAUACUGAACUUUUAAACUAUAGAGGAUCAGAGAGUGAACGGAAAAGACAUAUCGAAGAGAAUGGAAAGAUAAAAAGUAAUUUUUCUGAUCUUAUUCAUUUGAGAGAAUCGAAGAGGUUCAAUUCUCUCCACUAAUCGGAGUGAGACGAAUAUUUGAAAAGAAUAUUUUCAGAAAGGAGGAAUAUUUUAAAAGAAUAUUUUCUGAUAAUAGGAAUAUUUGAAAAGAAAUUUUUCAGAAAGGAGGAAUAUUUUAAAAUAAUAUUUUCUGAUAGGAGGAAUAUUUUCAAAGAAUAUUUUCACAAAGGAGGAGCAUUGUCAAAGAAUAUUUUCAGAAAGGGGGCAUAUUUUAAAAGUAUAAUUGGAGAUAGGAAUGUUUUAAAAGAAUAUUUUUUUGAAAGGAGGAAUAUUUUAAUUUUUUUCAGAAAGGAGGAAUAUUUUAAAAAUAUUUUCUGACAGGAGGAAUAUUUUCAAAGAAUAUUUCCACAAAGGAGGAAUAUUUUCAAAGAAUAUUUUCAGAAAGGAGGCAUAUUUUAAAAGUAUAAUUGCAGAAAGGAAUAUUUUAAAAGAAUAUUUUUAGAAAGGAGGAAUAUUUUAAUUUUUCUCAGAAAGGGGGAACAUUUUCAAAGAAUAUUUUCAGAUAGGAGGAAUACUUUUAAAGAAUAUUUGCAGAAAGGAGGAAUAUUUUCUACGAAUAUUUUCAUAAAGGAGGAAUAUUCUAAAAGAAUAUUUUCAGAAAGGAGGAAUAUUUCCAAAGAAUAUUUUCAUAAAGAAGGAAUAUUUUCAAAGAAUAUUUUCAGAAAGAAGGAAUAUUUUCAAAGAAUAUUUUCAGAAAGGAGGAAUAUUUUCAAAGAAUAUUUUUAGAAAGGAGGAAUAUUUUCAAAGAAUAUUUUCAGAAAGGAGGAAUAUUUCAAAGAAUAUUUUCACAAAGGAGGAAUAUUUUAAAAGAAUAUUUUCAGGGAGGAGGAAUAUUUUAAAAGAAUAUUUUCAGGGAGGAGGAAUAUUUUAAAAAUAAUAUUCUCAUAAAGGAGGAAUAUUUUAAAAGAAUAUUUUCAGAAAGGAGGAAAUAUUUUAAAUUUUUUUGGAAAGGAGGAAUAUUUGAGAAUAAUUUCAUGAAAGAGGAAUAUUUUAGAAAAUAUUUUCAUAAAGGAGAAAUAAUUUAGGAAAUAGUUCUGAAAAUAAAACAUUCAAACUCAUAAAGGAAGAAUAUUUUAGAAAAAAUUUCUGAAAAGUUAAACAUUCAAACUUAUAAAGGACCAAUAUUUUAGAAAAUAUUUCUGAAAAAAGAAAACGCACAAAUAUUCGAACCGAGACCAAAAGUGAUCAGAAAAUGCAAUGACAUUUUCAUACAUUUAACGUCAAUCCUCUCUGCAAUUCCUGUUGUUUAAGACACUACGUUUAAUUGCAACUCUCCAGUUCAUCGCUAAAAGACAAUUGUCAGUGAAAGUACGAAACCCAAUUGAAGAAAGGUGUGCCGACUGAGGAACGGAUUAAAAUGGUGGAGUCUAGACUCAUUCUUCAGGCAAGGAUAUUCCAGUGACGUUUCCUCCAGCCCAUCGUCGAAAGGUCAACGAUGCUGACCCUCUGGGAAAACAUACCGUAAGGGAUCGAAAAAAUUGAUUAUGAUGUCACUGACGUUUCUGGAAUAUGGAAAAUGCUCCAGUAACCAUGACUGGCAAUAGAAAGUGAGAGUUCUGAGUGGAUUACAGAAAAUUUUCCUGGAUGAUAAAAAUGAUUUUGUCCCUGGAAUUCCAGGAAUAUGGAAAAUGCUCCAGUAACCAGUAAUUGAUUUGCAAUAGAAAGUGAGAAUUUUGAGUGCAGAAAAUUUUCCUGGAUGAGAAAAAUGAUUUUGCCCCUGGAAUUCCUGGAACAUGGAAAAAAACUCCAGUAUCCAAUGGUUAAGCGAGAAUUUUGAAUGGAAUAUAGCUUCCAGGAGAAUCGCUGAAGAGAAGUAAAGAUAUUUCUUUGAGAAAAAAACGAAUCAGAACAGAAAAUGAAAAACUGAAAAAAUUAACUUUUUAUUUGGAAACUGGCUAAUCCAGGAGCCGUUCCAGAGACAAGCAUGGCUUUCUUAAACGCUUCGGAGUCCUUAGAUGUCGUCCAGGCUGUUAGUCAAAAUGAAACUCAGGAAUACGACGACAGAAAAGAGCUCUAUUCGUACAUCAUUCCGGUCUACAUAGGCCUAUGUCUGGCGUCUGGAAUCGUGAGCUCCACCGUCGUGUUGGCCAUUCCAUGGGUCAAGAGACCCAUUUCUCCCACAGUUCGUCUCUCCUUGUCUCUGGCAGCAGCGAACACUGUAUUUUGUUUCAUAUUCACUUUAGACUUGCUCCUCAUGUACCUGAGGAAAGUGAGGAACAUCGAGUUUCCGGUGUGCGCCCACCUCGUCCUUGAGACGGUCAGGCUGUGGAUCAUACUCGUCCAGAUCUUCCACCUGCUGGCUCUGGCCCUCAACCACUACAUAGGGAUCCUGAAGCCCUUGCACUACGCCGCCACGAUCACUCCUCAGGUGCUCAAGUGCAUCAUCGCCAUCCUGUGGCUUAUACCACUUAUUGGGAUGUUCGUCGGAUUUUCUGUCGUCCCAAACCAGGGCUAUCAAUCAAAAGACUGCAUGAAGAAUGACUUCUACCAUACAGGACUCACGUUUCGUAUUAUCUGGACGUGCAUUUUCUUCGGGCCUACGUUCGUCAUCAUCGUGGUAUAUUCCCACAUCUUCUGUUUGCUCAAGAACAGGGAGUUCUAUCUCGUCAGUCCCGAGCAGCGCAAUCACUUACGGAGGAACAUCAAGACCGUCCGCACCACUGCUUUGAUCGUCCUGACCUUCCUGAUCGGGUGGGUACCUGCUGUCCUCAAGUUCAUCCUCAUUUGCCCAAAUUGUGUCUUCACCAAUGUUGACCAGACGACCAAUGUCGCCCUGGGGGCAGCAUUCAACAUUAUGUUUUCAGUCAAGGUGUUCACUGAUACCUUCAUCUACGCCAUCCGCUUACCAGACAUCCGCAAAGCUCUUCUGUUGAUGUACGACAGAAUAAGAUGCAGAGUGAUUCCUGGAAGACACAGGCGAGCAUCCGCCAGCAAUUCCUCGAUGCGCACUACUUUCUCGAGGCUGUCUCUGACGUCACCGAGUCUCCACAGAGUUCGCAUGUCCUGGAAUCGUGGCUCUCCAGGGUCGAAAUCCAGGUCAAGGUCAUCCUCGAACUCCCCAAUUCUACAGAACCAUGCCAAAAAGUCACAAUACAUCUCACCUGGCGUCUCGAACAAAUCUACAGUAGACAUCGAAGUGACGUCCUUCGCCAACGAGCUGCGACUCAAGACCUUGGUCGAGGAAGAGCCCAAUGAUCAUCUCAUAGAGAUUGGCAUCGACAGAGUGUAAAGAUUUUACGAGGUUCCCAGUGACAACUCUUUGGUCCCUUUCUGUUUUCCCUUUUGAAACUUUACGGGAAAAAAGACCAAGAUUGAGGGAUAAUACGCUUGUAUGAAGAAUCGAGUGCAUGAGUGUAGCGUUAUUUAACCGAGAUCUAUCUUGGGUUAAUUCUGUAACGCAGAGGAACAUGGAACUUAGGUCUAAUGCUCCCACGAACGGCAAACCUGCCCUUAGGCCGAAGUUCUUCAUAACGAUACAGCAACAGUGAAAUCGAAUUUUUAUGAUACAUGUAAAUAUUUCAUGGUUCGAAAGAAGGAUCCUUCUUAACACGUUGAAACUGUUCCCUGUGCAGUGUAAAGCCAUUCAAAGUUAAGCACUCGAUUGAAAGAGCAGUCUGCCCCCUGGUACCAAUUGUGUUUGUAUAUUACCAGGUCGAAAGUAAAGAGUCAUUCGCCUCUUUCCCGAUAUUGCUCAGGCGUGAGGAGUGUGGUACUACAACCAGAAAAAUAUUUAGCUGCACAUUUAUCAGCUAAUCAACGGUUUAACGGUUUUUACGACUGGUGAGACGGCAAAUUACGUUGUGUGCACUAUUAUGGGAGCAGUGUCUGUCAAGACAGAAACCAAUAUCAUGAAUGUUUCCUCGCUGCUCAUGAACCAAAAUAAUUUACUCAGCUAAGUUCAUCUUACACCAAAACGGUCACAAAAUCACGUGCAACGUUAGUUAAGAUUUACGUAACUCGCUGUAAAGGGGGAACUAUAGUAAUGUUACGUGUUACUGUCGAGGUUUACCUCCUUGUUAUGAUAAGGUGAGCAGCUAAUAAAGGUUUUCACGUUUUGCUUUUGUGAGUUAAACAAAGACUGAAAUAAUCCACCGGUUUAUGUAAUCCACGCAUUCACCUGUUUCCAUAAUUAUGGUAAAUAAAGGGGAUCAGUGUAUCAAUAUUAUGCCAUCGCAUAAAUGAAUGGCUGUCUCUAGUCUUACGAGUAAUACGUAGUCUGGAAACGUUCGGUAAAUCAGUUAAAAUAACUAGGAUUGAGCGGGAAAAUGAUAUUUAAAUGAAUGUACAAAACCACCAGACAUUACUAAAAGACAAAACAUCGUAGCAGAUGAUCAGAGAGCAAUCAUGGAAAGCAUCAAUUACGUAUCAAUAUUAUUCGUGCAAUACCUCUCGUCCCCCGUUUCAUUCCACGUCGUUCCUCUGUCCAGCUUUGGGUCCGAAUGUAAACAUUUGAAUAAUUUGAUCAGCUGUUGAACAACGUUUAUGUUACUCGAUAUUAAUUGAUGUCCUUCGAGAGAUACCCCCAGCUGUUCCCUUUCCGUAUAGGAGGAGGUGACGUAAUAACUAAUAGGAGUCUACAGGAUCCUCUGAGGAGAUAUGGUAGAGGAGGAGGCCUUCCUGUUGCCUAUUGAUCGAGGCAUAAAUUAUUUGUUUCCUUUCUCGUUGGGGAUGAAGUAGCCAUGAUUAAUUGAUAGUUUAUGUUGCAAAGAGGCUUUGUUUAAUGAAUUUAUGUGUACUUAAUAAGGAGGGGGGGCGGGUGGGGGGCUAAAGUUGCCGGAGAAUUGCAAUAUUUAUACGUGAGGAAUUAAUGUGUUUAUCAUAAACGAAUAAGAAAUCGUCAAGACGAAAUGUUUAGACACAAGCAUUUUACCUGAAAGUAGUGAUAUUUCAACGACAUUAAACGUCCUCUUCUAGAACAUUAUUCUGAUGAGUGUGAAUUGUUAUGACAUCAGAAAAACAAUUAUACGCUUUUAUGAUGAUUCCAGUAAUUUGCGAAAAAGUUAAGAUAUACAAAUAAUGUUUCCGUCACAUGCUAUGUAAUGGCUUUCUGCACGUCGUUUGAUUGACAGUGUUUUCUAUUCCUGUUAUAAUUUUAUUCCUGUGCAAAGUUUACAUAGUUCAAAUCAGUCUCCAAAUUGAUUAAAUCACGCUUUCAUUGACUGUAUAUGCCCAAUGACUGUAGCCUACGCAGUCUACAGCGUCAUGUUCCCGUCACCAAGUCCUGUAGAUGUUACAGAGUUCCUGUGACUUCUAUGGGAACUGCAACUGUUCCCAGUGACCCAGGACAAACAUAUC